UCCGCCGCCUGCCUCCUGCCCUCCCUCCUCAUCUCCUCUCCCCGCUCCCCGGGAGGCAUCACUCCGUCCCGGCCGGAGGAAGAGCCCCUCGCGGGCGGGCGGCCAUCACAGCCCCGCGCCCCGCGUCCCGCCGCUCCGUCCCCGCGCCCCGAGCGCGCGCCGCGGGAUGGGGCCCCGCCGGCCGGGCCCCGCGCCCGGGCCGCGCCACCUGCUGCGCUGCGUCCUGCUCCUCGGGGGCCUGCCCCUGGGCCGCCCCGCGCCCCCCGGGGACGCCGCCGCCGCCCCCCCGGAACCCAACGUCUUCCUCAUCUUCAGCUACGGCCUGGAGGGCUGCCUGGAGGCCCAGGGCGGGCAGGUCCGGGUCUCCCCGCGCUGCAGCAGCAGCCUGCCCGCCCAGCGCUGGAAGUGGGUCUCCCGGAACCGGCUCUUCAACCUGGGCACCAUGCAGUGCCUGGGCACAGGCUGGCCGGGCACCAACACCACGGCCUCCCUGGGCAUGUACGAGUGUGACCGGGAGGCGAUGAACCUCCGCUGGCACUGCCGCACGCUGGGCGACCAGCUGAACCUGCUCCUGGGGGGCCGAGCGGGCAACGCGUCCAAGGCGGGCACUGCCGACCGCGGCGACCAGGCCCGCAGCGGCCAGUGGUCCAUCUACGGCAGCGAGGAGGAUCUGUGUGCCCGGCCCUACUACGAGGUCUACACCAUCCAGGGCAACUCCCACGGCAAGCCCUGCACCAUCCCCUUCAAGUACGACAACCAGUGGUUCCACGGCUGCACCAGCACGGGCCGCGAGGACGGGCACCUGUGGUGUGCCACCACCCAGGACUACGGCAAGGACGAGCGCUGGGGCUUCUGCCCCAUCAAGAGUAAUGACUGUGAGACCUUCUGGGACAAGGACCAGCUGACCGACAGCUGCUACCAGUUCAACUUCCAGUCCACGCUGUCAUGGAGGGAGGCCUGGGCCAGCUGCGAGCAGCAAGGGGCGGACCUGCUGAGCAUCACCGAGAUCCACGAGCAGACCUACAUCAACGGGCUCCUCACCGGCUACAGUUCCACACUGUGGAUCGGCCUUAACGAUCUGGACACCAGUGGAGGCUGGCAGUGGUCGGACAACUCGCCCCUCAAGUACCUCAACUGGGAGAGUGAUCAGCCGGACAACCCGAGCGAGGAGAACUGUGGAGUCAUCCGCACGGAGUCCUCCGGGGGCUGGCAGAACCGCGACUGCAGCAUCGCACUGCCCUACGUGUGCAAGAAGAAGCUCAACGCCCCGGCCCAGCCCGAGCCUCCCGACGUGUGGGCCAACGUGAGGGUGGAGUGCGAGCCCAGCUGGCAGCCCUUCCAGGGCCACUGCUACCGCCUGCAGGCUGAGAAGCGCAGCUGGCAGGACUCCAAGAAGGCGUGCCUGCGGGGCGGCGGCGACCUGCUCAGCAUCCACAGCAUGGCCGAGCUGGAGUUCAUCACCAAGCAGAUCAAGCAAGAGGUGGAGGAGCUGUGGAUCGGCCUCAACGACUUGAAGCUGCAGAUGAACUUUGAGUGGUCGGACGGGAGCCUCGUGAGCUUCACCCACUGGCACCCCUUCGAGCCCAACAACUUCCGGGACAGCCUGGAGGACUGCGUCACCAUUUGGGGGCCGGAAGGCCGCUGGAAUGACAGUCCCUGUAACCAGUCCCUGCCGUCCAUCUGCAAGAAGGCGGGCCAGCUGAGCCAGGAGACCACCGAGGAGGACCACGGCUGCCGGAAGGGUUGGAAGUGGCACAGCCCAUCCUGCUACUGGCUGGGAGAGGACCAGGUGACCUACAGCGAGGCCCGGCGCCUGUGCACGGACCAGGGCGCCCAGCUGGUCACCAUCACCAACAGGUUCGAGCAGGCCUUUGUCAGCAGCCUCAUCUACAACUGGGACGGUGAGUACUUCUGGACGGCCCUGCAGGACCUCAACGGCACCGGCUCCUUCCGCUGGCUCAGCGGCGACGAGGUCAUGUACACCCACUGGAACCGGGACCAGCCUGGGUACAGCCGCGGGGGCUGCGUGGCCCUGGCCACGGGCAGCGCCAUGGGGCUGUGGGAGGUGAAGAACUGCACCAUGUUCUGGGCUCGCUACAUCUGCCGGCAGAGCCUGGGCACACCCGUGACGCCCGAGCUGCCGGGGCCAGACCCCACGCCCAGCCUCACUGGCUCCUGUCCCCAGGGCUGGGCCUCCGACCCCAAACUGCGGCACUGCUAUAAGGUGUUCAGCUCAGAGCGGCUGCAGGACAAGAAGCGAUGGGUCCAGGCCCAGGCCGCCUGCCAGGAGCUGGGGGCCCAGCUGCUGAGCCUGGCCAGCUAUGAGGAGGAGCACUUUGUGGCCAACAUGCUCAACAAGAUCUUCGGUGAGUCUGAGCCCGAGAUCCACGAGCAGCACUGGUUCUGGAUUGGCCUGAACCGUCGGGACCCCAGUGGGGGCCAGAGCUGGCGCUGGAGCGAUGGCCUUGGGUUCUCUUACCACAAUUUCGACCGGAGCCGGCACGACGAUGACGACAUCCGGGGCUGUGCGGUGCUCGACCUGGCCUCCCUGCAGUGGGUGGCCCUGCAGUGCGAGACGCAGCUGGACUGGAUCUGCAAGAUCCCCCGAGGCUCCGAAGUGCGGGAGCCUGACGGCAGCCCCCAAGGCCGGCGGGAGUGGCUGCGCUUCCAGGAGGCCGAGUACAAGUUCUUCGAGCACCACUCCACGUGGACGCAGGCUCAGCGCAUCUGCACGUGGUUCCGCGCCGAGCUGGCCUCCGUGCACAGCCAGGCCGAGCUGGACUUCCUGGGCCUCAACCUGCAGAAGUUCUCCCGGGGCCAGGAGCAGCACUGGUGGAUCGGCCUGCACACCUCGGAGAGCGACGGGCGCUUCAGGUGGACAGAUGGUUCCGUUAUAAACUUCAUCUCCUGGGCACCUGGCAAGCCUCGGCCCAUCGGCAAGGAGAAGAAGUGUGUGUACAUGACUGCCAGCCGAGAGGACUGGGGGGACCAGCGGUGCCUGACAGCCUUGCCCUACGUCUGCAAACGCAGCAACAAAACCAGAGAGACACAGCCCCUCGACCAGCCGCCCGCCGUCCGGGGGGGCUGCCCCUCUGGCUGGAGCCAGUUCCUCAACAAGUGUUUCCGGAUCCAGGGCCGGGACCCCCAGGACCGGGUGAAGUGGUCAGAGGCGCAGUUCUCCUGCGAACAGCAAGAGGCCCAGCUGCUCACCAUCGCAAACCCCUUAGAGCAAGCCUUCAUCACAGCCAGCCUGUUCAAUGUGACUUUUGACCUUUGGAUCGGCCUCCAUGCCUCGCAGAAGGACUUCCAGUGGGUGGAGCAGGAGCCUCUCCUGUAUGCCAACUGGGCACCGGGGGAGCCCUCCGGCCCCAACCCCGCUCCCAGUGGCAACAUACCGACCAGCUGUGCGGUGGUGCUGCACAGCCCCUCCUCCCACUUCACCGGCCGCUGGGACGACCGGAGCUGCGCGGAGGAGACGCACGGCUUCCUCUGCCAGAAGGACACAGACCCCUUGCUGAGCCCAUCCCCAGCGGCAUCACCCCCCGCCCCGGGCACUGAGCUCUCCUACCUCAACGGCACCUUCCGGCUGCUGCAGAAGCCGCUGAGCUGGCACAGUGCCCUCCUGCUGUGCGAGAGCUACAACACCAGCCUGGCCCACGUGCUCGACCCCUACACCCAGGCCUUCCUCACGCAGGCCGCCCGCGGGCUGCGCACGCCACUCUGGAUCGGGCUGGCCAGCGAAGAGGGCUCCCGGCGGUACUCCUGGCUCUCGGAGGAGCCCUUGAGCUACGUGGGCUGGCAGGACAGGGAGCCCCAACACAUAGGGGGCUGCGCCUACGUGGAUGUGGAUGGGGCCUGGCACACGACCAGCUGCGAAACCAAGCUGCAGGGGGCGGUGUGCGGAGUUCUCGGUGGGCCUCCUCCCCGAAGGAUACACUACCACGGCAGCUGUCCCCAGGACCUGGCCGAGUCCUCGUGGAUCCCCUUCCGGGAGCACUGCUACUCCUUCCACUUGGAGCUGAAGCUGGGCCACAAGGAGGCGCUGCAGCGCUGCCAGCGAGUGGGUGGGACGGUCCUGUCCAUCCGGGACGAGAUGGAGAACGUGUUUGUCUGGGAGCACCUGCAGAACUCUGAGGACCAGACGCGGGGCGCCUGGCUAGGCAUGAACUUCAACCCCAAAGGGGGCACCCUGGUCUGGCAGGACAACACGGUUGUGAACUAUUCCAACUGGGGGCCCCCUGGCCUGGGCCCCAGCAUGCUGAGCCACAACAGCUGCUACUGGAUCCAGAGCAGCAGCGGGCAGUGGCGGCCUGGCGCCUGCACCAACGUCACCAUGGGUGUCGUCUGCAAGCUCCCUCGAGCCCAGGAGAGCAGCUUCGCCCCGUCAGCAGCGCUCCCCGAGAACCCGGCGGCCCUGGUGGUGGUGCUGAUGGCCGUGCUGCUGCUCCUGGCCCUGGGGGCCGCGGCCGUGAUCCUCUCCCGGCGGCGGCAGAGCGUGGAGCGCGGGGCCUUCGAGGGCGCCCGCUACAGCCGCAGCAGCGCCUCGGGCCCCGGCGAGGCCACCGAGAAGAACAUCCUGGUGUCUGACAUGGAGAUGAACGAGCAGCAGGAGUAGAGCCCAGGGUGUGGGCGGGCCCCGGGCAGGAGGCGCUGGGUCCGCCCGGCCGCCCCCCGCCGGCUUCCCCGGGCCGAUGGCCUGUGGAGGGAUGUGCUUGGGGGCUGCCGUUGGGGGCCGGGGCUGGGCAGAGCCUGGGCUGGUGGGCUCCCUCCCUCCCGUGAGGGCCGGGCUGAGACCUGGCUGAGUGCACGUGGUAUCUCCCUGUUUUGGGGUCCUAAGGGCUAACGUCUUAUCACCUGGGCUUGUGCCUCCAUGGUAACCAGAGGCAGGAUGGAAGCCUCUUUAUUCCCAGUUUCCCCCCCUCCACCCCCCCCCACCCCGCUGGGCCUGCUGACCAAGCCCCAGAACCCUCGCCUUGCAGAGCCUGAGCAGCCUCCGCUGACCCCUCAGCCAGCCUCUGUCGCUUCUUCCCUUCCCACCUGGCAGCCUCAGCUCUGAGCCCCUUGCCCCGGUCCCUCUUCCUGCCUCUCACCAAGCCCUUCCUUCUGAGCCAGGGUCCUGGGGCUCGGGGAGUCUUCCUGCUCUUGGUGGGGGGUCAGUUGGAGGGCUCUGAGCAUCCAUUACUCCUAUGCCUGCUGGAGUGGCCUUGGGGUGUGGCAGGGGUGGCCUGGGUCUGGCAGCUGGACUGGAGGCAGGACCAGGGAGAGAUGCUCAACCUUGUGUGGGGACCGGGCUAGGCUGGGCUGUCAUCUCCUGCCGGUUGGGGGAGGGCUCUGUGAAGUUCCCGAAGAGUCCCCCGUGGGGACCAAAAUACUAGUAAGUUCCUCUCAUGGCUCCAACUCCUGGCUCUGGUCUGGAGAGAGAGGAGGGGGGUUGGCCGAGCCUGGGAUGGCUCCAGGGCGCCCUCUCGCGGGGCCCGGAGGAACAGCACCCUUGCUCCUGAAGUGGCCCAUGCCCGGAGCCCACUCGGUGCCUUUGCAAGAGGCCGAACCCCACCCCACAGCGGAGCGCACGGCCGGUCCCGGUGCCACAUCGCGGGACAAUGUGAACACGGACUCGAAGGCAUGGUCCUUUUUUUGUAGUUUUUAAAAUGUGCCGUUGUUGUCAAAAAAAGGAAAAGGAGAAAAGAAAAGCACACAAAUAAAACACCUGUCAGAGGCUUGAGAGAGGGGUCCCUGCCUUGGCCUUGUUCCUCAUAUCGCUUACGAGAUAAAUGGCAUUGCUGA
Molecule: messenger RNA, 5784 nt
Organism: Pipistrellus kuhlii (Kuhl's pipistrelle)
Lineage: Eukaryota; Metazoa; Chordata; Mammalia; Chiroptera; Vespertilionidae
Gene: MRC2
Product: mannose receptor C type 2
Exons: 30
Coding region: 167-4615 (1482 amino acids)
Molecular function (GO): signaling receptor activity
Source: RefSeq, a predicted model, not a curated record